Messenger RNA from Contarinia nasturtii (swede midge), 8141 nucleotides. Its product is annotated as calcineurin-binding protein cabin-1-like. Lineage: Eukaryota; Metazoa; Arthropoda; Insecta; Diptera; Cecidomyiidae. The record is from RefSeq and is a predicted model, not a curated record. The transcript has 15 exons. Gene Ontology annotation, molecular function: nucleosome binding; protein binding. Gene Ontology annotation, cellular component: nucleus. Bases 161 to 7321 code for a protein of 2386 amino acids. Gene Ontology annotation, biological process: chromatin organization.
GACAGGCAUCGCGUCUGCAAAACAGUAUUCGUCUAAUUUGUAAUAAACACUAACUAAAGUCAGUCAAUAAUUUACAUUUUUCGUGCAUGUUUAAAAUUUACAUUCUCUGGUAUUCGAAUAAAUUGUGUCGUUGAAAAAGUAUUAAGAUUCAAGAGUGAAAAUGUAUCGCAUCACGGCAAUUAAUAAUGAAUCCGAAACAGAGGAGGAGGAUUAUACCAAAGUAACUAAAGAAGCCGAAGAAACGAUUAUUAUGUCUGAGUAUAUGCGGGCGCUUAAAUUACAAAAAGAACAACGUAUUGAUGACGCCCUGUCUUUACUAAGUGAACUUCUUGAAACCGAAAUUUUAUUUGAAGUAACAAAGACACACACAUCGAAAUCAUUGAUUUCAAUCAAAUACAAUUGCUAUAAAAAUAUUGCGCUCAUACAUAACAGCAGAAAAGACAAUGAACUGGCACUAGAAUUUUUACUUAAGGCAAUUGAAUUAGAUGACACUGAUGUGUAUACAGUUAAUAAAUUGGGGCAAAUUGCAUUGAAUUUAAAACAAUUGGAUAUUGCUCAAAUGGCAUUUGAAAAGUGUUUGAAGAAAAAUCCACUGCACUGGCCAUCUGGAGAUGGUAUUUUACAAAUACUGUGCCAACGUGAAGAGUACAACGAAGCGUAUGGAUGGGCACUGAGAUGGCAUGAUAAAAAUCCAAAAUAUACUCGAGCAUUGGAUGUGAUAUUAGAAAUUCGUGAAAAAUUUAGUAUUUGCGGUUUGGAAUAUAUUGAAAAUGCAUGGUCAAUAAAAUUUCAAGGUAAAUCUCUAAAGCGAACGCAUGAGAAAAGUGCAUUCCCGGCGCCGGAAUUUGAAGAGAAAAUAGAGCCCACGAAACCCGAUGUCGAAGAGUUUAAAACCGAAUCCUUCGAUAAAAUGAAUUGGUUUACAUUUGGUUCGAUGAUAUCAAAGCUGUACGAUCACCUUUCGGAAAUUGAAAACGGAUCGGCUCUUAGUAGCAUGUUUGAAACCUCUGACUUUUUAUUGGAAGUUGUUGAACCCGAACCACCGGAAGAGGAGAUGAAAGAAGAAAUAAUCGCUGAAGAUAUUGAUGCUGACACAGAGUCAAAAGGAGAAAAUGAUGCGGAAAACGAUAUCCCAAUAGAGGAUAAGCAAGAAAAUUCAAAUUCAGAGAGUAUGAAAUGUGCAGUAAUGAAUCCUGAAGGAGCCAAUUCGGCCGAUGGCAGCACUGAAGAUAGUGAUGCUCCGACUACAGGAGAUGACGGCUCAAAACCGGCAACCAGACCCAAAUCACGACGAAGAGGUAGUGACUUGAAAUUGCUCGAUCCAUGGUUUUAUUGGACAAAUCGAAAAUGUUCACAACGUCAAAAGAAUAAGAAAAUUGAACGCAUGGAAACUGAUACCACAAUCGAGGGUCUUUUGAAAAAAACACUGGAGAAAUACUAUGAAGAAAACUUUGAUGACGAAUCACCAUUCCAUCCAGACACAUCAAGUAUUUCUGAUCGUUCAACCACAAUCGAAGGCAGCUCUGAAAACGAUGAUAUCACAUUUGACAAGUUUCAAGAGUUGACAAAGGACACAUUUGCUCAACUCAUUAAAGAAAUAAAGGAAACAAGUUUUAGUGUAAUUACACUAAUCGGAAAGUGGAUUGAAUGCAUAUCAAGAUUCUGGGAGCAAAAAAUUCCCGAAGAUAUUUUGAAAUUGUAUUUAAAAUUAUUCCCAAAUUAUUUAAAUCAUCACAGUUUAUCCACAUGGAAUUUGUACAAUGAAAACGAUUUCCAAGCAGCUUUCCGUAUUACACUCUUUUAUUUGGAGUUGCGCCAAGAGCAGUCAUUGAAGACGGCCGAACCAAAUGUGAAGAACGAUGUGGCUGAAGAUUGGCUACUAAUGUAUAAUCAUAUGAUUUUUCAUUCGGGAUUAUAUGAAUUUGAUGCUGAUAAUGAAAUCGCCAUGAAAUAUCAAAAGCGUUUGAAUUGGUUACAAUACGUUUUAUCGCGUUAUGAGUACAAUUUGCGUCGUUCAGUGAAUUGUCUUGAAACGAUUCGUGAUCUAAUUAUCGCCCACGAUGACACCGCAAUUCUUGUACUGCCAAAUCAAGUGCACAACAAAAAAAUCGAUCUACAAACCAUAAAUGAAUCAAUUGUAAUGUUGGAACGUAUGAUAAAUCUGAAUAAUGUCCAUCAAUUGUAUACUGAACAAAAGUACGGUGAUUUAAUCGAGAUUCUCACCGAAAGCAUUGCAAAUACGACAAAAUCGAAAAAAGUUGAAAAUCCAGUGAUGAAAUUGAGUGAACAAUUUGAAAUAAUUUUAGAGAGUUUCUGGAGCUUGGGAUCGGUUGAAGAGUGUUUGAUUUGGUGUGAACGUUGCUUGAAGUAUUCAAUUGAUCAAUUUUCGGACAACAAGUCAUUGUAUAACGAAUGGGCAAAGAAUAUAAAUUUCAUUUUGACAUAUGUAGAGGCGAUCAUUUUAGAUGAAUCAUAUUUGAUUGAAUCAGUCAGUAAUUGUAGUGUUUCACUAGAUUCAAAUUCAAUAUUUCAAAUGUCAACUUUUUUUCAAAUAGUCAAAUGUCUUGGACGAUACUAUGCACGUCUCAUUCAAAGCAUUGUGAAAAUUCUUUCGAAUCAAUUGGACAACGACGAUAGAUGUAACAGCCAAGUGCAUCCCAUCAAUUUAAAAACACCAUGGGUUAUUUUACAUCACAUUUUGCAACGCGAAGAAGAUAUGAAAUCGAGUACAAAACGAAAAGUAUCCAGCGAUAACAGUUUAUCGAAUGAAAAUGUGGUGGCUGACGAAGUCGAAGAAGACGAAGGAGAAAUCACCGAUUACGAAGAGGAUUCAAUUCCAAAAUCGAUUUCAGUGUUCUUCACAGCGCAUGAGUAUCUCGGCAAUCGUACAUGGUGCACCAAAGAUAGUGGUCAAUUUCUACUAUUUAUUAUGGAUACCGUAACGCCACGCUUGCGAACACCAUACUUGGAACGAUUUCGCAAUGAAAUCGUCGAAUAUUUGGAACAAGUCACGUAUUGUCUCUACCGAUAUCCGGGCAAACGGGCACGUCUUAAACACCUUGAAAAGCAUGAAUCACAAAAUAUCGAAUUGGACUGGAAUCAUGCCAUACAACUGUACGAUAUUUAUCGGCCCGAUAAAUUGCCAGAAUUUGACGAUUUCAAACGCGACUCCAUUACAAAUGAAAUGGAACAAUUAUUUCAACGAAUUAUUGCGAUUAUACCAGCUGAAAUCGAUCUAAGCACACGUUGCGAUGCAAUGGAAAAAUUCAUAAGCGGACAAUUGAACGAAUUACCAAAACCACUCGAUAUUCUACCGUUUCAUAUAAAUUCGAUUUACUAUUUGUUGGCCGAUUAUUACUUCAAAAACAAAGAAAUUUCAAAGGCUUUGAAAUACUACAUCGCUGACUUGAGUAAUUCACCGACACGAUUCGAUGCCUGGGCGGGUUUAACAUUGUCCAAAGCCGAUUUGAUGCUGACGAAAUUAAGUUCGUGCGUUAACAACACGCCGGUUGAAAUGAUCCAAGAGUCGGACGAAGUGCUGCGUUGCUUUGAACAAUGUUUGAAAAUCGAUCGACAACAGCAAAAACUAUGGAUUGAAUAUGGCAGCUACGCAUACACACUACAUUCAUAUUGUUCAAGAUGCCUGAAACAAACCGCUGAAAAUCUUUCGACGGAAACUUUCUCAUUUUUGGAGCAGAAAAAAGAGAAAUGUUUGAAAAUAACGCAUGAUUGCUUUAUCACAAUGGAUAGCAUGAAACCGAUACCAACCGAUAUCGAAUCCGACGACAAUUCGGACGAUGAAAAAUGGCUUUAUCAUUAUAUGCUUGGGAAAGUGGCUGAAAAACGUAAAGAACCACCAAAUGUUGUUAUCGAUCAUUAUCUUAAAUCGGCUCAAUAUUUGUAUGAGAACAAUGCCACAUAUCCGUUUAAAAUCAGUUCGGCCAAUCCACAAAAUUUGGCACUUGAAGCUCUAGAAAUAUUCUAUCGAAUCACGGCGACGAUUAUCAAAUAUUUGGAACAACAUUCAGUGGUUAAUUAUGGAAUUGGUAAAUAUUUUAUGAAAAUAUUAAAACAACAAGCCAAAAGUCCAUUUGCAAUGAGUCAAGCAAAAAUCAAUGAAAAUAUAUUGAAUGCACAUCUUCAACGCAAACGGAAAUUAAAUGUGACGAAUGAAGAGACAAAUAAAACAAAAGUGGCUAAAAUUGAAGUGGCUCGAAAAUCAUCAUGUGAAACAAAGGAAAAUACAAAUCCAAAUGAGUCGGAAAUAUUGAUAUCGGUGAAAACCGAACCAAUAAAAAUGGAUACUGUAAAAAUCGAAACGACUGAUGAACCAGUGCCGUUGAUUCAAGAGGAAACUGAGGUGAACGAAGUUGUAGAGAUGAAAGUGGAAAACAAAGAUCCGGAAACUGGGGAAAUGGAACAGACAACAACUGUUGUUGAAGGCGAUAAGCCACAAAAUCCUGAGGUGAUUAGUAUCAUUGAAGAGAAUGUUGGCAGCCCGGUAAGGCGGGGAUCUCAAGAAAGUACGGCCACAACGACGACACAAACAACUACGACCACCAGCUCGGAUUCAACCUCUACGAGCUCUGAUUCGAGCAGCACAUCAGAUUCAAGCUCAGACAGUGAUGAUAGCUCCAGUGAGGACGAUUCAAAUAAAGACGAAAAUGCACCGUUAGAUGAAAAACGCAUUGAUUUUAUUUAUAAAAUGUGCAUUAAGAAUCUUGAAGAAUGCAUUACACGAUAUCCAGAGCAUCAUAAAUCGAUUUAUCGCUUGGUACUUAUUUAUAUGAAUGGGCCGGAGAAAAUUAGAGAUCUUCAAAAAUGCAAUCUACUUUUAUUGGGCACAUACACAACGGAGCUGGGCAAUCAAGUUCAAGGCUUGUUCACGGACCGAAAGAAUAAUAAUUUAUUCAAUGGAUUUUGGCGAAAUCAUUCAUCCGAAAUUGAGCGUCCCGGCAGUUUUUCAGCCCACCUUUCAAAAUGUGUCAAUAUUUUGAUGCAAACAUUGCGACUAAAUCAAGACUACAAAUUAUUUUUGGAAAUUAUUUUCUACAUGCAACGUGUCCCCGAUGCUGAUAAACGAUACAUCAAAGACAUCGAACGCAAAGAUUUGUUUGAUCACGCGAUGACAUUCUGUGUACAUGCAUUCAAGGAAUUGUUGAAGAAACAUGGAGUCGAACAACGAAAUGACAAUGAAAUCUUGUCAAUGCUUAUUGAAAUAUACAAAGCACAUAAAAAGCUAAAAAAUGUAUCACAAAAAGAGUCAGCAUUCUCUGGUGUGAUGGUUGAUGCUUAUAAAUCGUAUGCCGAAGGAAAAGCAUUGCUUCAAGAAAAUGUUAACUAUUUCGAUAGUGCCAAUAAGUUUUGUGUUUGUUUAACGAAUGGCCUGAAGAGUCAAGACAAACAACAACAAUUGACUGGAAAGCGGCAGACACUAGAAGAGCUUGGAUUGAAGAAUCUCGGUCCUAGUUUGUCCAAAAUAAGUGUAUCGUAUCCAGCUCCGGUAAGCGCUGGAAAUAUAGCACCAACUGGUCGUAAGAGUCCGCUUGUUACUAAACCAUUGGCUCCGCCACCAGUGAGUACGCUCCCAACAACAACGACUACGACCACAAUAAGCAGCAUUCCAACAAUUACAACCACAACAACAAGUACGACAACCAUAACACCAGUGGGGUCACGACCAAGGGGACGACCACCGGGCAGCAAAAAUUCCGUAUCGAAAGCACAAACGGAUGCAUCAAAGAAUGCAGCAUUGACUUCAUUAUUGCAACCAUUUGCAUUGGCAAAUUUGGAAGCAGUCACCGCUAAACUUGAUCCAACUGUUGUGGCCACGGUGUUGGCUUUGAUUGCCGAACCCAAUUUUAUGACUACUGUUGCACGUUUUCCGGAUCCAACAAGCCGAAAUACAUUGCUGCGUGAAUAUUUUACGAUUUCAAAAUUCGUAAAUAUUCCACAGCUCAUUGAGGGAUUUAACACUGUAUUUAACUACUUGGCAACGGCUUUGCAGACGCAAACUCUAACGCAAACUAUAGCUCAAACGUCAAUGGCAAGCCUUAUGCCGACGUCAAUGGCAAGCCUUAUGCCGACGCAAAUGAAAGCGACCAAAAUAGAAAAGACAUCAACGGUAUCAAAAUCAACACCGGCUUCAAUGUCAAUAUUUCCGACAGCAAAUAAACCACAUUCUUCGCUGACAACAUCGCCAUCGAAACCAUCAAUUUCGGCUAUAAAUCCAUCAAUAUCGGCGACUAUUACACCUGUUUCGUCUUCGCCGAAUCUAUUGAAAUCAGGAGCAUCCACUGUCAUAAGCGUAGGAAGCGGACAAUUGACGAUAACACCUAGUAUUUCAAUUACACAGUCGAAUCCAACGCCUACAUCAGUUCAUCUGCCCCAAAUGCCCGCACCAAGUUUCAUCGUGCAAAAACCAAAAGUACGACGUUCGACCGGAAAUAAACUGGCAAAAAUAACACAGAAAGCCCAACGAUCGUCUCUCGGCGCAAAUCCCUACCCAGUUAUGCCACCCAUUCCGAUGGAUGCAAUGAAUUUGCCGAAAUCACUCAGCAUAAUACCAUCGCCAAGUUCAUUUGUACCACCAAAAUUAUCGACCAAAUCACCGAUAAACGUUGAUCUUCUUCAAACUGGCAAACCGGUAAAAGAAACCAAACCAAAGAAGAAGUCAAUCGAUGGUAACAAAAUGAUUACACCCCAAUCGAAAAAAGCAACAUCUCAAAUACCCGGAAUGGAAUUACUCAAAAAAUCACUCCAAUCAAGUCCAAUGCAAUUGGCUCCAAAUCCAUACAAUUUCUUAUCGCACUAUGAACAAUUCAUAUCUGGCAUACCAACAGCUCCACUUGCGGCACCCAAACCAACGAAAUCAAGCACAGUUACGAGUCAAGCAACAACUCAACAACCGAAAUCAACGAUUAAAGUCAAACAAUUGGAACAACUGCAAGGACGUACAACGCCGAAAAUUACUGAAAAAACCACACAAAAAUCAAAGCAACCAUCAUUCCAAACACCCAACAUUAUCAACGUUAAAAAUCCACCAAUGUCGAGGAGUCCAUCAACAGUCUUAAAUGCGUACGGUACAACAAUCUCUAGUGUAUCCCAAACAAUGGCAACAAAUUUCUCACCACUGCAAACGGCACCGAAUCAACUUUCAGCCAAUUUACAAAUAAGCCCAACAAAAACUCUUCAACAAAAAUUAGCAGAACGGCAACGGCAGUUUCAUGACGCAAACUCUCAAUCCCGGCCAAGUUCAACAAGCUCUGCCGGAUCAUCGAAAACUCGCAAAAGUGAUACCGAAGUUAUUGUUUUAGAUUAAGAAAUUUCAUAUGUGUUUUGGCAAGCAUGUUGAAAAUAAGUUUAAGUGCAUUCAGUUUCUAUUUAAAUAUUCAAAUGUGUUAUUAUGUUUACUAUUAUCGUUCUAAUUUAAGGUAUAAAAUGAAAUGAAUCUUUUCAUUGACAUACAAGAGUUAAAACAAAACUCUCUUCAGUACUGAAUUCGAAAAUCUAUUUCUUCGUGUUUGCAAAUAAGAAUAUCUAAUCUAUUCAUUGAGAGUGCUCCAAGUUUUAGAUAAAAGUCUGUCUGAACAUUCACUCUAUUUAGAAAAAAAAUGUAUUUGCGAAGAACCUUGUCAAAUCUAUGUGGUUGUCCCUGUCACUUGAACCAUGAAAAUUCAUAUUUGAGUUUGACAGCUGGCCAACUAGGCAUUGUUCUAUAACAGGAAAAGAGGAAGAAGUUAACACCCCAUAUUAUAUUUGUUAAAUCAUCUCAAUUUAAAAUUCACGAAGAUCUGAAAAUUAAGUGGAAUAAUAUUGAAAUUAAAAUUAACAUAAAAGUACUUAAAAACAAAAUGAAUCAAACAAAUAAAAAUUAAUUAAAAGGAAACGUAAACUUUAUUCGAUCCACGAUAUAAUCUACUUUAUUCGGCUUAAACCUCUCGGAAAUUAAUGCCUUUCUUGCCAAGUCCAACUUAUCAGGAUAGUGCCAUGUAUUGCAUGAUCCACAUAUUGUAUGAGCUCGUAUUUGUAAAAAUAAUGAAAGUCAAUGUCUUAAAAGUAACAAUCAUUAAAAAACACUUUUUAUACACAUAUUUUAACAAUAAUUAUGCAAAAUAUGAAUAAAAUAAAAAAAAUCUUAA